AUGUCCAUUCGAAGCCGAAAUAGUUCGUUGUUAAUCACUUGCUCUUUGCAAUCGUCCUUGCCUUUUCCUCGCCAGAAGAAAGUGUACACUCUCCCUCACGAAAGAUUCCCGACAGUUGAAGCCGCGUGUCUCUUGAAGCGCUGCAAUGUCCAUUCGAAGCCGAAAUACACUGCAAUGUCCAUUCGAAGUCGAAAUAGUUCAUUGUUAAUCACUUGCUCUUUGACAUCGUCCUUGCCUUUUCCCCACCGGAAGAAAGUGUACUCUCUCCCUCACGAAAGAUUCCCGACAGUGGAAUCCGCGUGUCUCUUGAAGCACUGCAAUGUCCAUUCGAACCCGAAAUACGCUGCAAUGUCCAUUCGAAGCCGAAAUAGUUCGUUGUUAAUCACUUGCUCUUUGCAAUCGUCCUUGCCUUUUCCUCGCCAGAAGAAAGUGUACUCUCUCCCUUACGAAAGAUUUCAGACUGUGGAGGCCGCGUGUCUCUUGAAGCAAUGCAAUGUCCAUUCGAAGCCGAAAUACUUGUUAAUCACUGCUCUUUUGCGAUUGUUGAUCACAUCAUGCAGUGGAUUGGGGGAGAUAGAAAUAUAUAAAAUAGCUGACCGAUGGAGUCAGGUUCUUCGGGUUGCCGCUGAUUUGCCCUUCAUUUUCCCUCUCUCUCUCUCUCUCUCUCUCUCUUUUCUCUGCACUGAGGAGAAAAAUGUCACCUCGACAGAUUCGGUGAUGUUCUACAUUUACUGUCUUUCUGUUGUGGCCACGGCUUUGUCGUGUCCCUUGGAAGAUGCAAUGGAGAUUUUAGGUUUGCUUCUUUUCUCUAAUAUUAUCUCAAGUUGA
Molecule: messenger RNA, 828 nt
Organism: Acanthosepion pharaonis
Lineage: Eukaryota; Metazoa; Mollusca; Cephalopoda; Sepiida; Sepiidae
Source: the annotation of a GenBank genome assembly